Molecule: messenger RNA, 1338 nt
Organism: Penicillium soppii
Lineage: Eukaryota; Fungi; Ascomycota; Eurotiomycetes; Eurotiales; Aspergillaceae
Exons: 5
Coding region: 1-1338 (445 amino acids)
Biological process (GO): proteolysis
Molecular function (GO): metalloaminopeptidase activity
Source: RefSeq, a predicted model, not a curated record
AUGCCACUGGCGGAGAGCCUAGAGGUGUCCAUUUGUCCCGAGACGGUGAUGGUAUCAUCGGGGACGGGGAUAGGGACUGAUGGUGAUGGCUCCGACGGCGACGAUAUGCCCUGUACUGUUACCGUAUCGCUGACCUCGCAAUCUCCGCUCGCAUCUGCUUCUAAAAAGAAGAAAAGAAAGAAGCCUAAGAAGAAAUCCUCUUUGAAACAGUCUUCACCCCCACGGAUCCCUAUUUGUGACCUCUUCCCUAACGGUCAAUACCCACAUGGUGAAAUACAAAGCUAUGAUUCUGUAGUCGACAACACCGCUCGCGUGACCGCUGCAGAAGUUCGAUACCACUCUCGAACUCACCUUGAGGAUGACACAUUCUUGAACGACUACCGCAAAGCAGCCGAGGUGCACCGCCAGGUUAGACGAUGGACGCAGGACACUGUCCGCCCGGGGCAGACCCUCACGGAUAUUGCGGUGGGAAUCGAGGAUGGAGUGAGAGCGUUGCUCGAUAACGCCGGGGUUGAGCCAGGUGAUGGUCUCAUAUCUGGACUCGGAUUUCCGACUGGUCUCUCUUUAAACAAUUGUGUAGCACACUACACACCCAAUCCUGGUCAGAAAGAUGUGGUCCUUAGUCAAAGUGAUGUAAUGAAAGUCGAUUUUGGCGUUCACAUCAACGGUUGGAUUGUUGAUAGUGCCUUCACCAUGUCAUUUGACCCAACCUACGACAAUUUGCUUGCCGCUGUGACUGAUGCCACAAAUACUGGCAUCAAGAACGCCGGGAUCGAUGUUCGUAUUAGUGAUGUCAGCGCUGCCAUUCAGGAAGCAAUGGAAAGCUAUGAAGUGGAUAUAAACGGCCGCACAUUUCCUAUCAAGGCAGUCCGCGGUCUAUCUGGACACAACAUCGACCAAUACAGAAUCCACGCUGGCAAGUCCAUACCAUUUACCAAAAACUCGGACAACACCAAGAUGGAAGAGGGUGAGAUAUUUGCCAUCGAAACAUUUGGUACGACCGGUCGUGGUCAUCUUUUGGAAGGGCCUGGAGUCUAUGGAUAUGGAAGAGAUGCAUUUGCGCCGAAAAAGAUCACCUCGCCCCUUGCCUCUGCCAAAUCUGUCUACAAGACGAUCAAUGACAAUUUUGGCUCCCUUGUUUUCUGUCGUCGGUAUCUCGAACGGUUGGGAGUUCAACGUUAUUUGGCAGGCCAGAUGAACUAUCUCGUAGCGAACGACAUUGUCGAGGUCUACCACCCUCUUAUGGACAACGAAGGCUCAUACUCUGCUCAAUUUGAACAUACAAUUCUCUUGCGAGAAUCAUGUAAGGAGGUGCUUAGUCGCGGAAAUGAUUAUUGA